Molecule: messenger RNA, 1008 nt
Organism: Funneliformis mosseae
Lineage: Eukaryota; Fungi; Glomeromycota; Glomeromycetes; Glomerales; Glomeraceae
Source: the annotation of a GenBank genome assembly
AUGGAUAAUAUUAACUUUGCCUCAGCUAACUCUACUUCCGAUAACCUUGAUCCUUAUGUUUUAUCUUCAACUAAGGAAGAAAUGGACACUAGAAAAGGUAACUUUAGCAUUGUUACGAAAAAUAAGAAAAAGGAAUUCCCUAAAGUAUUUUUCAUAGAUCUGGAAGAUUAUCGAAAAAAUGGCGCAGAAGAGCAGAGUUGCAAAGGAAGUUUACGAGCAAUUUCUUCUGCCAUACAAGUAAGUCUCAAGGUUUGGCUUUCGCCUCCUUUUAUGCAUGACAUGAUGUUGAUGGGAACCGAUUGUCCACAACCAAUGACUGUGAGUGUGAACGGAGCCACGAUCUCCAUAGAAACCCCAGAGGAUGCUCUCUUUGCUGCAACCGCAUACACAGGAGAUUUAUCUUUCAAAGUUGAAGAAAAGGAUAAUAUUGACGGUCUUAAAGAGAAAAUUAGGGCAAAAAGAGGUUACUUAUUUUAUGAACAAGACAAGUUCACGAUAUGGAAAAUAAAUCUUCCUAAAAAGGAAUAUCCAAAGCUAGUAGGGACUGUUAGAAGCUAUGUACCAUUUGUCUUGGGUAUUAAAGAAGUGCUAGGCGGUAAAGAAUUAAGCAGUUCUAAAGAGGAAAUAAAACAAAUUUUCCCUAAUGGGUUAGACGAAGACUUUUUUCAUAUUGCAGUUCAGAUCCAGCCAGUACCUAAUGAUGUGUUCACGUGGGAACAAUUAGGUUGUCCUCCAGAAAAGGGAUAUCGACAGUUAAAUGAGUUCCACAUAGACCACGGCUUGUUACUUGAGGUAGUUCUUAAUGGGCGCCCAAGGGAGGGUAAACCAGUUCUUGUAGGUUCUCGUCCUCCAAGUAAUGAAAAAUUAUGGGAUUUUAUCAGAGAGAAGGACUAUGAAGUUAAUACACUUGAGAGAAAUGCAAAAAAUCGUGAAAAAGGGGUAGAUCCUACGUUAGGAGAAGCCAUUUAUAACAGCCACUGGAAAUGGGGGAUGGCUAAAGCGGAGUAG